AUGGCGGAAAUGUACAAUUGGAAGUCAGAGGAGCUGACCAUGAUGACAUUCGAGCAGAUGAACCAACCUGUUGUGGAAGAGUGCUACAUGAGCUUACCAUUUGAACAUCAAGCUCCACAAUACAAACCAGUAAAUAAACUCCAAGCUUACAAAAUGUACGGGAACGCUGAGGAGAUGACUGAGAUGGAGUUAGUGGAACCAUCUGAGGUGAAGCCGCUGCUGUCCAAAAGCAGCUCAACAGUCGAAGGAGACAUCGCUGCUGAUGGAAAUCCUGAUCCUCCGCAGCCGGACUCGGACGGCUGGACCAAACUUCAGCCUGAGGUGGUCCACACAAAAGCGUCCAGGGCUCCCACUUACAGCCUUGUUUCUGAGCCGGGUCACUUUGAGUGCAGUGUCUCUGGUCUGCGCUGGGUCUGUGAGCAGAAAUCCAGCUUUGAGUAUCGGUUCUGCUCCUGGGACGGACACAUGGAGCGGAUGGAGAGCAGGCAGUACUCCCCUGCUGGUCCUCUGAUGGACAUCACAGUCACUGCUGGGAAGCUCGCCGAGGUGCAGCUGCCUCACUGGGUGUGCACAGAGGGCGUCCCCGACUUGCUGGGUAAUUUCGCAGUUCUGCACAUGGAUGGCUGCGGAGAAGUUCUGGAAAAAGUCUCUGGGGUCACACCGACGCACGUCAAGCUAACCGAGCCGAGCUUCACCUCGCUGGGAUCGGUGAUAAAAUCCAUCUUCAGGGUCAAAAUCAACUGUAGCAUGUUGAUAUAUUAUCAACCUGAGACAUCGUACCUUAAACUCCGCGUCUACCUGAUCCCACAAGAUCCUGCCCUUCAACAGAACGUGCAUUACGAGGAAACUGCCAGUGGAUAUGAGGCGAUCAAAAAGCCCCGGCCGGACAGGCCUCUGAAGAUAAACCAAGGCUUCACCCUCACAGCCAGCACAGAGGCUGCCAGGAUUCAGCCAAAGAAAAUAACUCUCAGGUAUGACAGCCUAGACCCAAACUUCUACGAGCUGUUCAUGGAGAAUCCGAGCCAGACCUUUAUCCUUGAACUCCAGCAGACCAAGUCAAAAAACGAGGCAGCCGUGUGGAGCUGUGAGAUUAGAAAAGAUGACUACCCAAAAUCAGGCGAUGUGGAAGCAGGACCCUCAGGUGGAACGACUGGUGACCCGACGCCGGCUGAUGAUGAACACUUUGUGGACAAACACAUGGCGGAGUUGAUCCAGAGAGUGACGAACACCAAACCCAUCCUGGAUGCCCUCCUAAAGAAGAAGGUGAUCCAGAGUGAGCAGUAUAAAGCGAUCCGGGCUCUGCCUGGAUCUGAGGACCAGGUCCGGGAGCUGUACUGCGGCCCUCUGAGGGCGGCCAGAGCCUGCAAAGACAUCUUCUGCUCGCUGCUUCGGACCAAUGAGCCGCUCCUCAUGGCCGAGCUCAGCAAGAGGAAGUGAAGCGGGAGCCUGGACGAUCCACAGGGACAGGAACUGUUACUCUAAAGGCUAAAGGCUAAAGGCAAAUCACAUGUUGUGCCAGAAAAUACAAACUG
Menidia menidia (Atlantic silverside) is the source of this 1532-nucleotide messenger RNA. NCBI's taxonomy places the organism in Eukaryota, Metazoa, Chordata, Actinopteri, Atheriniformes, Atherinopsidae. The record is from the annotation of a GenBank genome assembly.